Messenger RNA from Aplysia californica (California sea hare), 2306 nucleotides. RefSeq names its product fork head domain transcription factor slp2. The coding region runs from base 606 to 2306 and encodes 566 amino acids. The transcript has 4 exons. The record is from RefSeq and is a predicted model, not a curated record. NCBI's taxonomy places the organism in Eukaryota, Metazoa, Mollusca, Gastropoda, Aplysiida, Aplysiidae. Gene Ontology annotation, molecular function: DNA-binding transcription factor activity, RNA polymerase II-specific; RNA polymerase II cis-regulatory region sequence-specific DNA binding. Gene Ontology annotation, biological process: regulation of transcription by RNA polymerase II; cell differentiation; anatomical structure morphogenesis.
CCCUUUUCCUGAUAAGUUUUAUCACCUCAGCCAAUCAGAAUUAUGCUAGAACCGGCGACCAAUUGGGGGGAACUUGUCUCGGCUAGUUAAUCCUUAAGAUAUCAGUUUGCUGGACAAACUGUUGAGGUAAAGGGUAGAGGCAGGAGGAUUAAGGCCUGUACUUGUUGUCGUUAUUUACUGCAGGAGAUGCCCUAUGUUUGAUGCAGUUUUCCCUCAGGUUUGAAAUACACAGGGAGUACAAAGCUUCAUUAGUGUGCCAAUUGUUGAAUAGCCCACCAGCGUACGAUAUUCCAAGCUUACUACCUCUUCUUAGGGAAUGUUGGAGACUCCAAAACAGUUUUGGUAAACUUUCCGAGCCCCCCGAUCUGAGAGGAGCGAGGACACCAGGCCACUGUCUUUGUUGUUGUCACGUUCUGGUGUCAACCUUUGCCUGGCUGUUUUUCCCAAACCGUUGAUCCGUGUAGUCUACUCCAAGACAAAACAACAGCGCGCACAGCAGGAUUGUUUGGUAGAGAUUUCUGUGGCGUGUGUUGGGUUGUUUUUUUCUCUCCUAACCUAACACGGAGCGAGAGUCACUCACCCCCCCCCCCUCACCCCCUGCACUGAUGCAGUCCUCUCAUUUCGACCCGGCCGCCUACCAAGGUACUAUAUACAGCGGCACUGCGACUCCAACGGGAUUUGAACCGGGGACUAUCAAACUUCAUCACACCAGCUAUACCGGAGAGGCUGACCCGAGCUGCUACCCCAACUACGUGACGAGCGGCCUACAGGGCGUACAGACCUAUCAUGGCGGCUGCCGAGACCCCCCGGCCUACACAGACACGGCUGGCUUCUUACACUCCGGCAUCGUGCCUGGGUUUGGGAACGCCAACUACUACAAGAUGUCUAACAGACAGAUGGAGCUCAUGGACUAUACCUCAUCUACCAACAUGAUGGCGAGAGGUCAGGACAAUUUCCUGAUGAAACCGCUGGACUCGCUCUCAAUGCAAGGUGCGCAGGAUCUCUUCGGGAGUAGUAGUAGCGGCGAUGGUGGUGGUGGUGGUGGUGGUGGUAGUGCUAGGGGCCACCACGAGGACUCGCUUCACCAUUCACAUCAUCAUCAACAGCAACAGCAAUACAAUCACCAUCUCCACCUUUCACAACAGCACCAGACCUCAGCCUAUGACCAUCACCACCAGGGAGAAGAUGUCCCCAAACUGUCUCACGAAAACAACAUUUUCGGCCAACCGGCCAUCAAACUCGAAUCUCCAAAAAUAGAACCGUCUCAGUCGGAAUACGACAAAGCUCUCAACCCUCCCCCUCCUCCUCCUCCUUCCUCAUCGUCGUCAUUAUCCGUAGAUCCCACAGUUACCUCAUCAUCCCACUCUGGGCAGUACGCACAGAACGAUGACAUCACUCCCAACACGAUUCUCUCUCACUGUGAGCAGCACAAUACGACACACUCGUCACCGGGGUUUUCCGAAAGCAAAGACCUCAACUCACAACAAAAUCACGAGGCGGAGACGGACAGUACUUCGGGGAAAGACGGAAAAGAUGAAAAGAAGGAAGGCGAAUCGGAAGCCACGGGUGAUUCGAAACCCACCAUGUCCUACAUAGCUUUGAUCGCAAAGGCUAUCUUGGAGUCUGAGCAGAGGAGGCUAAACCUGGGCUCUAUUUACAACUGGAUAGAGAAACAUUACCCGUUCUACAAGAACAAAGGUCAAGGCUGGAGGAACAGCGUACGUCACAACCUCAGCCUCAACGACUGUUUCAUCAAGGCUGGCCGGUGCGAGGACGGCAAGGGCAACUACUGGGCCAUCCAUCCCGCCAACAUCCAGGACUUCAUGCGUGGAGACUUCCGUCAGAGGCGCCGAUCUCGACGGCGGGGCCGGAAGAAGGAGUGUGACCUCAGCAUGUACCACGUGCCCAACAGUUACUUCCCCUCCACCGGCUCACCUCUGACCUCUUUCAACCCCACGGCUCUCAGCUCCAUAUACUCGCCCUACACAGAGGCUGAGAGAAGAGAUACAAGAAUAGCUCGUGGUGCGUCUGGGGAUUUCCUGAGGUCAAGGACGUUUGGAGAGUUGGAAGAGUUGGAAACACAGAGAUUAUCUCUGGGCGGGGGAGAGGGGCAGGCGGCUUUGGUAAAUUUGCCAAACUUUGAGCUCCCUAAUGUCAGCACAUGGGAUUUUGAUGACGUUGUUUGGUCACUGUUUGUCCCCCCGCUGACGCGGCGCGGCGCCACUGAGGCCUGGAGGCCACUGAUUGGCCAGUUCCAGGUGGGCGGGGACUUCCGCAGUGGGAGGAGUCCCGGGGUGAAGGUUUAG